Messenger RNA from Gamsiella multidivaricata, 1329 nucleotides. Its product is annotated as transmembrane amino acid transporter protein-domain-containing protein. The coding region runs from base 1 to 1329 and encodes 442 amino acids. Gene Ontology annotation, biological process: amino acid transmembrane transport. The record is from RefSeq and is a predicted model, not a curated record. The transcript is spliced from 2 exons. Gene Ontology annotation, cellular component: vacuolar membrane. NCBI's taxonomy places the organism in Eukaryota, Fungi, Mortierellomycota, Mortierellomycetes, Mortierellales, Mortierellaceae. Gene Ontology annotation, molecular function: amino acid transmembrane transporter activity.
AUGUCUAAAGCUGAACACAACCCUGAGAAGUUACAGGAAGUCGACGUGGAGAGCGUUUCCAGUGGCUCUCUUGGUGACGUUUACUCCAACGCAGUUGAAGGAAAGGCCACCAACUUCCAGGCCUAUGUCAACGUUGUCAGUGUACUUGCUGGUGCUGGCACCCUUGGCCUGCCUGCAGCUCUUCGCGACGCAGGAUGGGUCGGUCUGGUCAUCCUGGCCCUCGCCUGUGCUAUGGCCAUCUAUGGCAAUCAGAAGCUGAUUCAGUGCCUUUACUACGACGGUCGUACUCGCCUAAGAGAAUACCCCGAUGUUGCCCAUGCUGCAUUCGGCGUCGUUGGAAGAAUUGUUGUCACCUUCUUCUACAACUCGAUCGCACUCGGAGGUCCCGUGCUGUACCUGAUCUUGACAGGAACCAACAUCCAUGAUCUGGCCUCAUCUGUUGGUAGUACCAUAACAUUGAAGCAAUGGAUUAUGAUCGCGGCUGCAGUCAUGGUUGUACCCAUCGUUCUCACCAAGACUAUGCGUGAGGUCGCUUUCCUCAGUAUCUUUGGCGCCCUUUCAACCGCUAUUGUCGUCGUUAUCGUCACGAUCGCCUCCAUCAUCAAUUCCAAAGACCUUGAUCUGGUUACGAAGCCCAACGGCGCAGUCGAGCCCAUUCACCAUGAAGCCGCCAUCGCUCGCAACUUGCCCCUCGCCCUCGCUACGUUUGCGUUCUCAUACGGCGGCAAUGUCAUCUUCCCACACGUCGAGGAGAGCAUGAAAAAUAAGCGCUCCUGGAACAAGAUCGUUACUUUGGGAAUCAUGACCGUCACCGUCCUUUACAUUAUGUGCUCGACCUCGGGAUACGCUGUCUAUGGUGACAUUGUCAAGUCGCCCAUCUACCUGAAUCUCCCUGGAGGCGCUACCCGCACCAUCUCGACCAUCAUCAUCACGUUGCAUGUCCUCCUGGCCAUCCCCCUUUUCCUCACGACUUUUAAUCUCCAGAUCGAGACGGCUUUGAAGCUGGAGUCGCGUGGGUUCUCUGCAAAGACCGAGUUCGUCUACCGCGCUGUGAUCCGCACUCUGUCUAUGGUCCUGUGUGCAACCAUUGCCCUGUUCUUCCCAUAUUUCGGACAGAUGAUGUCCUUGCUGGGCGCGUUGAGCGAUGGCAUGUUGACGUUUGUCUUCCCGAUCGCUUUCUACUUGAAGCUGUAUGGAUUCAGGAAGGUCCACAAGUUGGAACUCGUAGUCAUGAUCUUGGUGGUCGUCAUCGGCACAGCCACUUCUGUCAUUGGAACCAUCGAUGCGGUCAAGGAGCUGGCCAAGGCUUUCCACGGUGAACUGGACUAA